AUGGAGCCAGAAGGGACUGUCAACAGGACGUACACUCUUCAUGACAUACAUCCCUGCUAUGAGUCAGAUAAUGGAACUUACAUAUUUACAAGCAGCCCUUCAAUAAUAUGUGUAUUAUUAUAUGUUUUCCUCGGCUCAUUGUCUGUUGUCACAGUAUGUGGAAAUCUUCUUGUGAUAAUCUCCAUCGUUUAUUUCAAACAGCUCCAUGUCCCUACUAACUACCUCAUCCUGUCUCUGUCUGUGGCUGACCUGCUUGUAGGAGUUUUGGUUUUUCCUUCCAGCAUGGCAGUCACUGUAACCUCAUGUUGGUAUCAUGAAGGUUUAUUUUACAGAUAUUAUGCAGUGUGUCAGCCUCUCGCUUAUGGAAGCAAAAUAAAUGAUCAUGCUAUCGGGAUUAUGAUCCUGCUGAGCUGGGGAGUUGCUGCUCUAAUUGGAAUUGGCAUCAUAAUUGCAGGGUUUAAUCAAGGAAAAUGUGAAGAGAGCUGUUCAAGUGAUGCUCUCAUAUCAACCACUCUGGCAUGUAUUUUCUCAUUUUACAUCCCAGUCAUAAUAAUGCUCUGUAUCUACCUGAAGAUUUUCAUUGUUGCACAGAGACAGGUGCGCAGCAUCCAGAACACAACCUGUCAGAGCACAAAGUCUGGAGCAGCUGUCAGUAAAAUGGAGAGAAAGGCCACCAAAACUCUGGCUAUAGUUAUGGGAGUUUUUCUCUUAUGUUGGACUCCUUUCUUCCUUUGCAUGAUCUUUCAGCCUUUAACAUAUGAUGUAACACCAGUUGCUGUGAUUGAAACCCUUAACUGGCUUGCACUGUCAAACUCAAUGCUCAACCCAUUUAUUUAUGCUUUCUUUUACAGCUGGUUCAGAUCAGCUUUUAGAAUGAUCAUUUCUGGUAAACUAUUUCAAGACCUGCAGCCCCAGCUUCUCCUCCAUAACUCCUGCGGGGCCACAGGUCUGUCUCCGGGCAGCAGCACAGGUUUACACAGCGCAAUCAGGGAGUAG
Messenger RNA from Chelmon rostratus (copperband butterflyfish), 996 nucleotides. RefSeq names its product trace amine-associated receptor 1-like. Gene Ontology annotation, cellular component: membrane. Gene Ontology annotation, molecular function: trace-amine receptor activity. The record is from RefSeq and is a predicted model, not a curated record. Gene Ontology annotation, biological process: G protein-coupled receptor signaling pathway. The transcript has 3 exons. Bases 1 to 996 code for a protein of 331 amino acids. Lineage: Eukaryota; Metazoa; Chordata; Actinopteri; Chaetodontiformes; Chaetodontidae.